AUGGGCAGAGUGCAGGGGGCUGAGGGGCUGGACAGGACACCAAAGGUGCUCUGGGCUGACCCCCAGCUCCGGGGGGAUUCUGAAGCCCUCAGCCCCGCUCAGCUCCGGCACCGCUCCCGAGCAUCGACACCGUCCUCCCGGAGCUCCGGCACCGCUCCCGAGCAUCGACACCGCCCGCCCGGAGCUCCGACACCGCCUCGGAGCUUCGGCACCGCCCGCCGGCAGUUCCGACACCGCCCCCGAGGACCACCGGUCCCGCCCCGAGCCCCAGCCCCGCCCACCCGGAGCCCCGGCCCCGCCCCCGAGGACCACCGGCACAGCCCGCCCGGAGCCCCGGCACCGCCCGCGAGCUCCGGCAUCGCCCGCCCGGAGUUCGGCACCGCCCGCCCGGAGCACCGCCGCCGCAUCCCCAGGGCCGACGAGGACAGAACCCGGAGCCCCGGGAGCGCCCCAGCCCCCUCAGCGCCGCCACCGGGCCGGGCCGGGGGAAGGACGGACACGGACAGAGCAUCCCCCGGGCCCAGGAGGGGCCGCCCCCGCUUCCGCACUCCCCAGGGGAGGGUGGUUGGGAAGGAGGCGGGAGCGGGGGACGGCUCCUCUGCGUCCAGUCCCGGAUCGCGGCGGGAUGUGGAGGGGGAGAGGCGGCCGGGUUACCUGGGCAGGGCCGGGGCAGCGACGGACACCGCCGGAGCAUCCCCGGGGCAAGGAGGACGGACACCGGGGCAAGGACCUCCUCGGGGCGAGAGGGCGGACACCGGGCAGGGCAUCCCUGUCCGGGCGGACGGACAUCGGCCGGAGCAUCCCCCGGGGCGAGGACGACGGGGACACCGCGCCGCCCGGACGAGACGGGCGGACACAGGCGAGCGCAUUCCCCCCGGCGAGGAAGGCUGGGAUACCGGCAGGGUGAGGAGGAUGGACACCGGAGAGCAUCCCCCGGCGGGCUAG
Messenger RNA from Pseudopodoces humilis (Tibetan ground-tit), 945 nucleotides. Lineage: Eukaryota; Metazoa; Chordata; Aves; Passeriformes; Paridae. The record is from RefSeq and is a predicted model, not a curated record.